UGCUCAUACACGGGUUUAGUUAUCAGUAUAAAACUGAUGGCCUCCAGCGAUCACUGUUUCACUAAUUGUAUAGAACAGCCUCGAGAGUGAUCAAUUUUAUUGCAAGGUCUUUCCAGAAUGAAAUCGAAACUGCUAACGGUGUUGACUCUUGUCGUUCUGCACUUUCACCCGGGAAAAUCAACUUUAGCCCCCGUACUGAGUGUUUGUUCCCGCAAUGACCCAAAUUUCGAAAAGUGUGUCAUGGAGGUGGUGUAUCGGAUAAGGAAAAACGUCGCCGAUGGCGAUUACGGAGAUGGCCGGCCGGCUCCGAAGCUCGAUCCGAUGAACUUCGACCUGAUGAAGAUCGAUCGGGGUCCCACGUUCCACCUGAAUCUGAUCAACGUGACCAUCCAGGGGGCGAGUGAUUUCAACAUCAAGAAAAUUCGAGACAAUUUACCCGAAAGGAAGUUUGUUAUAACGACGGUGAUACCGGUUAUGAAUAUCAAUGGAAAAUACGAUAUGAAUAUGAACAUACUGUUGAUGCAGGUGGCCGGAACGGGUGAUUUCCAUUUGCAACUGAAUGACACCGUUGCCAAUUUGAAGAUGGAGUACAAAGUCACCCCGCAGGAUGGUAAAAAUUUUGUGCGAUUCGAACCGGUUGAGCUGAAGCUGCGAUUCCCGAAGGCAAAGUUCCAUCUGACGAAUCUGUUCGGUGGUGAUCCCCAGCUGGGUGAAUUCGCUAAUCGGGCGAUCAAUGAGAAUCCCAGCAUCCUACUGGAUGAGGUUAAGCCGGCGUUUGAGAAAAAUCUGGCCCGAGUUUUCACGGACAUUUCCAACAGUGUUGUGGUGGGUGCUGAAGAAUCGGAAUUGCUACCACCGUAGGAAGGAAGAUUUGCACGAUACGCUAAUGAAAUUAAAUAAAAAAAA
Molecule: messenger RNA, 906 nt
Organism: Uranotaenia lowii
Lineage: Eukaryota; Metazoa; Arthropoda; Insecta; Diptera; Culicidae
Exons: 4
Coding region: 118-861 (247 amino acids)
Source: RefSeq, a predicted model, not a curated record